AGUCCAAGAUGGCGGGUAAGCCAAACUGUUUGAUUGUCUGCAGUUCUUCUCCCCAAGGGGUUUCUGCUCAGUCAUUCAUUCCUGCAUUCACUCUAACUCAUUCAGUAUUCAACGUACAGAUAGCCACCCCAAAAGGGCUUCAGGUGGAAUACGUGCAGACUGAUGAGAACAGUAGAAAGUGGCUGAAUGAGUUCAGAUCCAAGCCUUUCUCAGUUCCAGGAAAACUUGAAAAUGUUGAUGCUUUCAGGUACUCUGCAAUUCUCAUCCCUAAUGCACCUGGUGCCCUGCACGAUUUGGUCAAUGACGAGGAACUAGCAAAACUAUUGAAUGUCUUCAUACAGGAGAAAAAGCCAAUAUGUGCCAUAGGUCACGGUGUUGGAGGUCUGUUGUCAGCCAAAAAAGAUAAUGGAAAAAGCUGGAGUUUCAAGAACUACAGCAUGACUGCACCAUCAGUCCUAGAGUUGUGUCAAACUCAGGAAUUCCCUGGAUUACCAAUUAUAUUAGAGGAUAGCAUUAAGGACAACAGUGGUACAUAUAGUGCAAGUGAACCAAACUGUGUCCAUGUGGUAAUUGACAGACAUCUAAUUACUGGACAAAACGACCAAUCAACUCUCCCUGCUGUACAAAAUCUUAUCCUUUAUGCCAGGCAAGGAAAAACCACAAAAAGCUGAUAAAAGUAUUAAAUGAAUAGAAAGAUUAGCAUCAUUAGUUUAUAACAAAAUUUUAUUUUUUCCAAACAUUAAGUUAGUAGGUUGUCAGUAGGUUGUCAGUAGGGUGUUGGUAGGUUGUCAGUAGGGUGGUGUUGGGUUGUCAGUAGGGUUUUGGUAGGUUGUCAGUACCAACACCCUACUGACAACCUACCAACACCCUAGGUUGUCAGUAGGGUUUAAGUAAAAUGUUGGUAGGGUAUCAGGUUGUUGGUACUGUAGGUUACUUAGUCUUCACUUAAACCAAAAUAAAACUAGGAUCAUUUACCAAUCCUGAAUUAUUUCCAUGCAAACUAUAGCUUAGAGCCCAUUUCCAUGAUACUGGAGUGAGUUCACUCCAGAAUGAGAAUGAAAUUUCAUACCGCGUUUACAUGAGAAAAAUCCACAUGACGAGUUCAAGCUACGAUCGCAUUGAAAUGUCUGAUAGGCAUGCGUUAUUCAUUUCAUUCUCCCUGAAGCAGUUUCAUUCUGGAAUGAGUGUUCGUUCCAUGUUUACAUAAUACAGGUAUGAAAUAUCGUUCCGGAAUGAGUGUUUCGUUCUGGAAUGAAUCCAGGGAUGACUCAUUCCAGAAUGACUCGUUCUGCAAUGAAAUAUAGCUCCGGUAUCAUGUAAACAAAUACAAAGAAAUAUAUGGCAAGCGGGAUGAACUCGUUCCGGAAUGAAAGUCAUUCCGGUAUCAUGUAAAUGGCCCUUUACAUUUCCCCAAAUAUACCUCUUAAAUUAUAAUUAUUAUUAUCAUUAAUAUGUAAUACUAACCAUGAACAUUGAAAUGUACAAAAAUUAUGAUUUUCCUCAUUUGUGUUUUGCAUUAUUAAUAAAUGUAGAUGUUUUCAAAA
Molecule: messenger RNA, 1544 nt
Organism: Actinia tenebrosa (Australian red waratah sea anemone)
Lineage: Eukaryota; Metazoa; Cnidaria; Anthozoa; Actiniaria; Actiniidae
Product: glutamine amidotransferase-like class 1 domain-containing protein 1
Cellular component (GO): cytoplasm
Molecular function (GO): glyoxalase III activity
Source: RefSeq, a predicted model, not a curated record